GCGAGGUGAGCGGCAUCAAAACACUUCCCGAGUAACAGUGUAGAGGUGUGGUGCACGUGCAGUCAUCGGGGAGGAUAUAAACCCUUCCUGCAAACUGCACCUACCACCAAGAAGCAGAGGUGUGGUGCCACUUCGUCAGAGACAUUCCUAGACUAUACGUCUUCAUCUUAUUAGCAACACCGAGACUUAUUGGAUGAUACAUCCACUCGCACUACUGUCCGAUGGAGAAAAACGGUGUCCAUAAACUGUACGUAUAACAAAGGUUUCAGCGGCGUCUCGUGUACUGCGGGAAGUGUAUGGAGGAGCCAUGUAAACUGUAUGUAAAUUAAGAAGAAAUCCGCUAUACUGCACGUAUAAUUGAAGAUAAUAUUGGCAAAUAUGGGCCGUUACUCGAGUGAUUCAGACAGUGAGCGGACCAGCAGGAGGAGACGGAAAAGCAGGUCUCGGAGUAGUAGCAGUACUAGUUCCAGAAGUCGUCAUCGUCACCACAAAAAGUCACGAAGACACAGAAGACAUUCUUCUAGUCGGUCAUAUAGCCGUUCUCGUAGUCCAUCACCCAGUCGUAGGUCCCACUCAUUAAGUCGAGAUCGAGAGCGUCACAGGCGUCGUCGCAGUCUUACUCGUUCCCGCUCAAGAUCCAGGGAUAGAUCUAGCCGGAAGCAUAAGAAAUCCAAACACAAGCAUAGAAAGCGCAGUUCCAGCUCUGAUUCAGAUCAUAGUGAAAAGUACUCAAAAUCAAGGUCAGCGAGAAGCAGCAUAGAUCGUGACCGCAGCAGUAGGGGCUCCACAAAGGAUCGUGAUCGAAGAGACAAAGAAAGGGAUAAGGAAAAGGUUCUCAGUCCUGUACCUGAAGAAGUCAAGUCUACAAAGAAACAAGAAAUGACAGAGUCUGAGAAAGUAGCAUAUUCACGAGCUGUAGAAGAAAUUGGGGAAGAUGGUUUUGUUCAGCAAACCUUUAAAUCCAGCCGUGGUGAGAAAGCUCCCAAGAAACAAGCUGAUAGUAAAGAUGGAGAUGAAUUCAACUUUGGGACACAGGCCGAAUUGGCUGCAAAAGCUGGGAAAUUUAUUCCUCUUAGUGACGAUAGCCUUUUCAGUCCUCAUCUGUUUGGUGAUCCUGAGGAACGCGAGGAAAAGUAUCUACGCAGGAUUUUUUCACUUCGCCAAAAGGCUCUGCUUGGAGAACCAAUAUAAAUCGACAUUGGAUGAUGAAGUGUCAUUCUUCAGAGUGCACAUAUCAUUUGUAAAACAUUUAGUACUUGUGAGAUGCAGUGCAGUUUUCCUGCUUGUCUUCUUCUUGUAAUUAUAAACUUUACAUUGUAAAGAAAAUUUUGCAGGCGAUGAGUCACAAUAACGUGGCUAAAGUAUGUUGACCAGACCACACACUAGAAGGUGAAGGGACAAAUGACAUUUCGGUCCGUCCUGGACCAUUCUCAAGUCGAUGGAAACGUUGAUGAAACAUCGUCGUCCCUUCACCUUCUAGUGUGUGGCCUGGUCAUCAAAGAAAAUUUUGUAUGGUAUAAACCUAACUUGCAUAGACUGUUAUAUAAAACUAUGUUUAGGGCUAUAAAUUGGGGAUUUAACAUAAAUUGCUGAAGGUUAUGUUGAAAAAUGUUCCUUAGUGAUACAUUCUCAUUGCUGUGAAAUAAAGGUUAGUAAAAUUCUUAAAUAAAUUUGUUUUUAAUCUUAAAGUGAUGGUGUAGAGAUCCUGAAUAUAUAAGAACAUGAAUCCAUGGAAAAGUUAUUGAGUUUGUGCCCCGCUUUAGUCAAUGUGGCCUGGUAGUUACAAGAUUAUGAAUACAAAGGCUAUCCCUGAUCUGGGCAUUGACAUGUGCAUGUUCUCCUAAAAUUGACAUACAUUAUCCUACAAUACAUACUGUACCGGAUGUAUAAUUUCUUUUGGCAACAUAUAGUACAGUAUUUCUUUUAUACAUAAACUGUUAAAAACAAAACUUAGUUCAUGAGUAACAUGAAUAUCAGUAAUUUGAUAACUACCUGUUUGAAACAUUUUAGCACUAUAGUGAAAAAUAUUAUUUGUGGCUUUAAUGAAAAUAUUUUAUCUUUGCUAUUCAGGGCAGCAAUUUCAGUUUAAAAAAAUCUUAAGGAAUAGAAAUGAAAGUUAAAUUUAUUAUUACCCCCCCCCACACAAUAGUGUUGUAUAAAACAAAAUAUAUUGCAAACAGUAAAUUCGGCAUAAUCAUUUAAAAGUUGCAUUUGUAGUGUAAAUAAUUAUUUAUAAAAAACUCUACAAGAACCAUCAUGAAUAGGUUUGGUACAUGCCUAAUAACAAAAAUCUUUGGCACAUUUAUACCUAUUCCUCUCUAGCUUCCCUUUGAUUCUUGCCACUUUAAAUUAGACUUCAUUUCCAUUGUUUACUUUUAAUUACACAUGAGAAAACAGUUUGAAACCCCUUACUAAUGUUCCACCAAACAGAGAAACCACUCAAGUGUUCCAGGUGACAAAAUUGGUGAGGGCAAUUUACAGCAUUAACUAUGCUUCCAGUUUUACCCUUACUCAAAUAGUUAUGCUUAUUAUCUGACUUCAGAUUCAAAGUCUUGUUUGAAAUGACUGCUUUAUACUAAGCAGUCAAAUUAUACAGCUCUUUGGAAACAAUACAGUACAUCCUUAUCCAAGAGGGUUAUUCCAAAUUAUUUCCAUUUAGAGCAAAAUAUUCUUAUAUCUACCAUACAUCCUUUUAAAUUAAAUACAAAAUGAAUACAGAAACUCAUAAGUGCAGUCCAUCACCGAUGUUACUUACAAGUGAUUCAAUUAAAAAUUUUAUUAUAAUUCUUGACAUAACAAUGGUCAAAUAUAGUGACAUGUGGCUUCUGACACUGAUAUCAACAUCUUGGUCCCAUUCCAAUCAUGCUCUAAUUAAAAACGGAUGUACAUUACAUUCAAUUUAAAGAACUGUGAAUCCUUAAUUCUCAUAAAUCAUUCUGUACCAGAGGAAGAAAACUUUAAAAUUGAAAAACAAUGUUAUGUAUAAAGUCGUCUCUUUAAUACUUGGGUUUGAACAUACACCAUCCCACUAAAAAUUCACAAACUACAUCUAUUCAAUCUUCAGUAAAAUCCAAGCAUUAUUUCUGUCAUAACCAUUGACAGCAAUUUUAAAAGAAAUUUUAUAUGAACUAAACAUGGAACUUUUAAUGAAACUUUUGUAUCCGGCUGCACUAUUAGAAGAUUUAAGUAAAUUAAUCAAAUUUAAUUACAGUAUUUUCCCACUUAAAAAAAAAUUAAAAAUUUAUAUUUUUGUGUAAAUAAAAAUAAAUGUGCUUGCAUAUAGCAAUGAA
This is a messenger RNA of Procambarus clarkii (red swamp crayfish), 3290 nucleotides long. Its product is annotated as serine/Arginine-related protein 53. Lineage: Eukaryota; Metazoa; Arthropoda; Malacostraca; Decapoda; Cambaridae. The record is from RefSeq and is a predicted model, not a curated record.